UUCUGAAUUGAAGACAACAAAAUGAAAAUCGACUGUAUUAGAAAAUUCCUUUGCUUCAUUUACAAGAGGAUCGGAAAUGCAGUUGGAAGACAUCCAUACUAUUUCAUUACUUUACCUGUAAUUCUAUCCAUUGCUCUGGGUCCAUUCAUCAUAAGCAUAAAAACAAAGGAAGAUUUUUAUGAUAUGGUAGUAUCUGAUAGUGGGAAAAUCUUCGAUACUAAGAAAUUCGUAGAAAAUACCUUUACGUAUAAUUCGGCAGAGUUUUCUGACCAAAUGAGAUUUCCUGGUGUACCCAAUGCCCUCUUCGUGUACCUAUUGAAAAGGGGCGGAGGAAACAUGCUCGAUAAAAAUGUUCUUUCGGAUGUACGAUUAGUCGAUGAAGUCGUACAAAACGUAACAUUUGAUAGCGAUGGAAAACAGAAGGGUUAUCUCGAUGUGUGCGCUUUAAAUAACAACAAAUGUUUCCAAAACCCGAUUAUUGAGGUGAUGUCAGAAGUGGGAAUAAACUCCAUUCUGCAGAAAAGAAAAAAGUUAAAAUAUCCCAUUGAUAUAGAUUUAUUGUCUUUCACCUAUAAAAUUUACUUCGCGAAUUUGGGAGGUGUAGUUCUGGAUGACAAUAACUUCAUAGAUGAAGUUAAUGCGAUGAUGUUAUAUUAUUCAACAGACGAUAAGAAUAAAGAGAAGAGAAAAACAUUUGAACAAUGGUCCACUUUUGUUUACGACACCAUUCAGAAAUAUAAUUUCACUUAUGUUAAUACUUAUCCCGAUUCUCCUUUAUUCAUUGAGAAAGAAUUUAGGAAAGAAUUUCGUAAAAUACAGCCUAAAAUAGGAGGUUUAGUAGCCUUUAUGAUAAUAUUUUCAAUAUUGUUCUGCAUGAGCAAUAGUUGGGUGAGAAGUAAACCCGUUCUUGGUGCAGCCAGUGUCAUCUCGGCUGGAUUAGCGGUUGUGUCUUCUUUCGGAUUAAUGUCGGCUUUAGGUAUAGAAAACAUUUCAUGGAAUGCCACAAUUCCAUAUCUAGUGCUUGUGACCGAGAUAGAUGAUGCAUUCGUACUGAUAGGAUGCUGGAGGGUCACAAAUCCCAACUGGAAUUUCCAUCACGUUGACUUCACUCACCAACUUCAUUUCUUAUUGCAUCGGAAUGAUGGGACCGUUUCCUUUUGUUAG
Molecule: messenger RNA, 1164 nt
Organism: Centruroides sculpturatus (bark scorpion)
Lineage: Eukaryota; Metazoa; Arthropoda; Arachnida; Scorpiones; Buthidae
Product: patched domain-containing protein 1-like
Exons: 3
Coding region: 22-1164 (380 amino acids)
Cellular component (GO): membrane
Source: RefSeq, a predicted model, not a curated record